CGUUUUAACUGCUGCAGAUGGGGAGUUCAGACGAUUUUUGCAUUGGGUUAUAUCAAUUAUGUAUAUUUUCAUAUACCGAUGUCACUCGUGAGGUCCAUUGCCGUAAGCCUACAGCUGUUACAACGUCAUAAAGAUAGUCUCGUGUGGACACGGUGGACUAGAGUCUACUAAACGGACCACAACCGAGGCGCGCGCACAGUAGCAGGCUGAAGACGCUUCGCCCUGAUGUUUGAGUGACAGAGUGACUGCCGUAAAAAGGAUGAAGAAUAAAGACAACGGAAAUCUGAAAUGGACUAGUUCCUCCUCUUCUGAAGUGUUGGGAAUAGCCGAACUUCCUGCAACCGCCACCAUGAACCUCUCCAACGAGACGACUCCACCGUGCUUCUCCAUCAACAAUCCCCCCUUCAACUUCACCCACUCCAUUGCUUCCGUCUACUUCUCCACUGUGUUCAGCCCUCUGGGCCUCACCUUCAACCUCAUCGCUUUUGUGGUCCUCCUCAAGUCCUUCCAGCGCAUGCACAGCCGCUCGCGCUCCUCCUUUCUCGUCUUCCUCGGCGGCCUGGUGGUCACCGACUUCAUGGGCCUCCUGGUCACCGGCAUUAUCGUGAUCUCCUUCCACUUCACCCAGUUCAACUGGCGCCGCCUGGACCCGCACUGCCACUUCUGCAACUACAUGGGCAUGUCCAUGGUCUUCUACGGCCUGUGCCCGCUGCUGCUGGGCGCCACCAUGGCUGUGGAGCGCUUCGUGGGCAUCAACCGGCCGUUCGCCCGCUCGACCAGCAUGCCCAAGUCGCGGGCCGUGUGCAUAGUGCUGAUGGUGUGGGCGGUGGCGGGGUGCAUCUCACUACUGCCCCUGGUGGGUGUGGGGAGCUACCAUAUGCAGAUACCAGGCUCCUGGUGCUUCUUCAACAUUAGCUCUAAGGCUAGCGACAUGGUCUUCUGUCUGCUCUUCUCUCUGGUGGGGCUGCUGUCCAUAGCCGUGUCUUUCCUGCUCAACACUGUGAGCGUGGUGACCCUGGUCAAGGUGUGCUGUGGCCAGGACAGCACGCAGCGUCGCCGCGACUACGAGGUGGAGAUGAUGGUGCAGCUCAUCUGGAUCAUGAUGAUCGCUACCGUCUGCUGGUGCCCCCUGCUGCUAAGCAAGGUUGGUCCCUGGAUUGAAGAACAGCUGCUGCUGGAAAUGCUGUUGGAGGUCCAGAAGGGGGCCCUCUGGUCUAUGGAGAUCCCAAUGCCCCAGGGCAGCGAAGGGGACAUUGUCCUGCGUAAGGUGCCGUCUUUCGGAAUGGGAUGUUAAACGGUUGUCCUGACUCUCCGUGGUCACUAAAGAUCCCAUGGCGCUUAUCGUAAGAGUAGGGGGUGUUAAACCCAGUGUCUUGGCUACAUUACCAACCUGACCAUCAUGGCCACCUAAUCAUCCCCAGCUUCCAAUUGGUGGUUUUAUCCCCUCUUCUCCCCCUGUAACUCUUACCUAGGUUGUUGCAAUAAUAUGUUCUCAGUCAACUUACCUGGUAAAAUAAGGCUGAAUAACUGGCUGAACAGCAUAAACUGUGGGGCGUCUUUGUAAGCAAUGUGCAUUGCUUACAGCUAAGGUCAAGUUCAGGAAGAGGAACUGGCCCCUGUAUUAGGGAGUGGGGCUGUAUGCUGGCUGGAGAUAAGGCCUGUAAGAGAGGGCCAUCUCCGGCUGCAGACAUACGGGGAUAUCCGGGCCAGAGUCUCUUUCCUAGAUCUGCCUCUGUCCCUCUGUCUCUUUGUGUUCAAUCGAUUCAAUUCAAAACUGAUACAAAGUUUUCAAUCGCACAGUGAAUGAGUUCAGUUGAUAAAAGUACUAACAAAUACAUAAAUGUUAUAUUACAUAAACAAACUGUCUCAGACAUGUAAUGUACAGGGCAUUCAGAAAGUAUUCAGAGCCUUUCCUUUGUUACGUUACGUCUUAUUCUAAAAUUGAUUAAAUCAUUUUUUCCCCUCAUCAAUCUACACACAAUACCCAAUAAUGACAAAGUGAAAACAGGUUUUAAGAAAUGUUUGCAAAUGUAUUAAAAAUAAAAAACAGAAAUACCUUAUUAG
Messenger RNA from Salmo salar (Atlantic salmon), 2064 nucleotides. RefSeq names its product thromboxane A2 receptor. Gene Ontology annotation, cellular component: plasma membrane. NCBI's taxonomy places the organism in Eukaryota, Metazoa, Chordata, Actinopteri, Salmoniformes, Salmonidae. Gene Ontology annotation, molecular function: thromboxane receptor activity. Gene Ontology annotation, biological process: positive regulation of vasoconstriction; positive regulation of blood pressure; inflammatory response. The record is from RefSeq and is a predicted model, not a curated record.